AUGGUGGUAGGUAUGGCUAAAUUGACCGGAUCAUUUGGAUUUACUUUAAGGCACUGCCUUGCCGCUACUAUGAUGGAAAUCCCUCUUUCAUCAAUGCCCCAUAGCAACGAGAAAUCUAUCACCUGCUCAACGCACAUGGCUCAAUUUUCAACAUGGAAGAAGACAGCUCUGUAUCUCACUUGUCUAGUCACGGCUCUAACAACCCUUCUUAUCAUUUUACUCUUCUUGUCUCUCUUUCACCCUGAGCAAAACGAAAUAUAUGCCAGCCGGAUAAGCCGAGACGAGGAUGCGUUGGGUUUAAGCAUCUUGUAUGAAGGAGACUGCAAAGAGACAGCGAAAAUAGAUUUAUGGCUCCAUUUAGUCAUCAAAAUUAUUGGUACCUCUAUUUUAGCAUCAUCCAACUUCUUCAUGCAAGGACUGGUAGCGCCUGUGCGAGCUGAAGUUGAUGCUGCCCACAGAUCAGGGCAUUGGCUUGAGAUUGGAGUCCCAUCCCUCCUAAACUUCCGUUUUCUCAGUCGACGCAAGAUAAUUUAUUGGUCGCUCUUCUGCCUCAGCUCGGUGCCGCUUCAACUUACUUUCAACGGUGCUGUCCUUGAAGCGAGGAGCACUAAUGCCGCUAUGGUUAUUCUGGGCGCCGAGGAGCUCGUCAAGGGCGACUGGUAUAUCCGAGACCCAAUCUAUUACAUGUCUAUGGAGAAUUACCGAAACAGCCAGCGGGAGCCAUAG
Molecule: messenger RNA, 726 nt
Organism: Fusarium graminearum PH-1
Lineage: Eukaryota; Fungi; Ascomycota; Sordariomycetes; Hypocreales; Nectriaceae
Exons: 1
Coding region: 1-726 (241 amino acids)
Source: RefSeq, a predicted model, not a curated record